Theobroma umbraticum is the source of this 1662-nucleotide messenger RNA. RefSeq lists its product as uncharacterized. Gene Ontology annotation, biological process: lipid biosynthetic process. The record is from RefSeq and is a predicted model, not a curated record. Gene Ontology annotation, molecular function: methyltransferase activity. NCBI's taxonomy places the organism in Eukaryota, Viridiplantae, Streptophyta, Magnoliopsida, Malvales, Malvaceae.
AUGUGGUUAUCUUGUGCUGGUGUAUAUCGAGGGAAAGAUUAUUUCUGCAAGUCUGACCAGUACCCAAGGCACAUUAUGGCACUCUCUUUCAUGGAAACCAUGGCACGGCAUACUGUGAUUAAAUUCUUUGAACAAUAUAUAUCAACAGGCUGCGUAAUUUUAUUAGAGGAAGAAGGCACAGUUCUUACUUUCACAGGAAGCAUGGAAAAGUGUUCUCUCAAAGUAGUUCUGAAAGUGCACAAUCCCCAGUUUUACUGGAAGAUUAUGACAGAAGCUGAUUUAGGCCUUGCAGAUGCAUAUAUCCAUGGAGAUUUUUCGUUCGAAGAUAAAGAAGAAGGUCUUCUGAAUCUGUUCCUUAUAUUUAUUGCCAACAAGGAGUCUAACUCUUCCGCUUCAGGACUGAAUAAGAAAAGGGGCUGGUGGGCACCUGCACUGUUCACAGCUAGUAUAUCAUCUGCAAAGUAUUUCCUUAAGCAUGUCCUGAGACAAAAUACUCUUACACAGGCUCGUAGAAACAUUUCUCGUCAUUAUGACCUGAGUAAUGAACUUUUUGAGUUAUUCAUGGAUGAAACAAUGCAAUACUCCUCUGCGAUUUUUAAGGCGGAAAACGAAGACCUGAAGGUUGCACAGCUAAGAAAAAUCUCUUCUCUGAUCGAUAAAGCAAGAAUAGAGAAGGGGCAUGAAGUUAUUGAAUUCGGUAGUGGGUGGGGAUACUUUGCUAUUGAAGUUGUCAGAAGAACCGGAUGCAAAUACACUGGCGUCACUCUAUCAGAGGAACAACUGAAGUAUGCAGAAGCAAAAGUGAAGGAAGCCGGACUUCAGGACAACAUCAAGUUUCUUCUUUGUGACUAUCGUCAGUUACCAAAGACAUGCAAAUAUGACAGGAUCAUUUGUUGUGAGAUGACAGAACACGUUGGCAAUGAAUAUAUUGAGGAGUUUUUCAGAUGCUGUGAGUCAAUACUGGCAAAGGAUGGGCUUUUUGUCCUUCAGUUCAUAUCAAUGACGGAGGAGCAAUUCCCUGAGUAUCUACGAAGCCCAGGCUUCGUGAAAGAAUAUAUCUUCCCUGGUGGAUGCUUGCUUACCCUGACUAGGAUAUUAUCAGCCAUGGCCACGGGAUCCAGACUCAGUGUGGAGCAUGUGGAAAACAUAGGGCCUAAUUAUGUCCAAACACUUAGAUGUUGGAGAAAAAAUUUCCUGGAAAACAAGAGCAAAAUUCUGGCCUUGGGGUUCGAUGAAAAAUUCAUGAGGACAUGGGAAUAUUAUUUUGAUUAUUCUGCUGCUGGUUUUAAGUCCCGUACGAUAGGAGAUUACCAGGUUGUUUUCUCACGCCCUGGCAAUUUUGCUGCACUUGGCGAUCCUUAUCAAGGUUUCCCUUCAGCAUAUUCGUAUUGAUUCAACCAGGAUCAAGCUGCUGCUAAUUAAGUUUGUCUCCCCACCUUUAUUUAUGUGAACCGAUGAAGAAAAUAAUCUGCCUAUUCUUGGUAGACUAAUUAAUUUGAUGGAAUAUAUAUGAAGAAAAUAAUCAAAUCAUCAUGAUGGUUGUAACAUAUAUGGAUUCCUUUCAUUCCUUUUCUACAUAAAUGAAAUAAAUUUCAAAUGCAGGCAUCUGUCUAUAAUGUACAAGUAUAUUGAUGUUUUGAUUGAAUUGGAGAAAAAACACAA